This is a messenger RNA of Panthera uncia (snow leopard), 3040 nucleotides long. It is a transcript of the gene NTNG1, whose product is annotated as netrin G1. Gene Ontology annotation, molecular function: cell-cell adhesion mediator activity. NCBI's taxonomy places the organism in Eukaryota, Metazoa, Chordata, Mammalia, Carnivora, Felidae. The record is from RefSeq and is a predicted model, not a curated record. Bases 1562 to 2959 code for a protein of 465 amino acids. The transcript is spliced from 7 exons.
GCUUCCGUGGGCGAGCUGGGGGUGGGGAGGUGAAGGGUGGUCUCAGAGCCUCAGCGCUGGGAGGUCGUGGAGCGGCGGCACGGGCGGCGGGAGCAGCCGCAGCGACAGCGAGCGGGACGGAGUUAGGACCGCUCGGAGCGCCCAGGUCUCGAGGUAGCGUAAGGUUUGCAAUCCUUCCACUUGCUGGCAGUUGCAGAAGAUCUGCUUUUAAGUGAAACGUUCGAGCCACCCCUCUGAGGGCUGCGGCUUCCCGGGGCUCGCUUCUUUCUCUCUCUCUUCACCGGCCCUCACGCUCACUCUUUAAUUUGCACGCACCCCUAAGUUUGCUGAGAGCUUGCUGCCCGCUCGGAGCCGCUCCGGCCAGGCGCCGCGGGCGGGGGCGGGGAGCCCGGGAACCGCAAUCCAGAAGCGUCGUGGGCCAUGUAUAUUUCAUCAAAUGGACUUUGGGUGCGUCGCGUCUCACAGCCAUCAACGCUAUGUGCGGUGACAUUUCUGACUUGAGUGGAGGAAUGCGCGAAGGAAGCCCGGGCGAAAUUGUUACUAGAGGAUCUUCUUGGCGCCAAUGCUAAUUGUCCUGAUUUAUGUCCCUUCUGACUAAGCUCAACGUCUUCAUCUGAAAUAAAAUGAAAGCUGUGCCAAGCGGGGUAGAACCGCCCGGCCGCUGGUUCUGAUCCCCAGGAAUCAGGAAAUCGUCCUGCAGCUGAAAAAAAAAAAAAAAAAAUCCCCCAGUAAAAGUUUAAGGCGAGAAGUGGCAGAGGCAGUGGCGCGAGGAGGAGCGGAGGAGAGCCGGCAAGCGGGGGACUGGGCUGGCAAGACCUCCCGAAGGCUGCGAUUUCAUUAUUAAUAUCACUAUAUUUUUGGAGGGAGAGGCACCUUUCUCAUCCUCUCUUCCUCUCCGCCCACCCCUGCUCCCUCCCCCUCAUCUACCUGUCAAAGUCACUGAUCUUUUGCAUUUCGGAAGAGGACGUCAACGGAAAGGAAUUCCCCCUCUCGGCGAGGGCUCCGAGAGGGGGCGACGCACAGGAGGCUCCCCCUCUGGGGCCCGCGACCAAGGGUGUUGGUGCCAGAAGGAAAGAAUGAUUGAUGAGAAGCAGACACCGGGCUAUAGACACUCAUCCUUUUGCUUCAGAUACUAUCAGUGCAUCUGAGCAUCCCUUGUGAGCCACGAGCACUGAGGAUCACCCAGGGUUAUCGGAUGUACAACGGCAGAGCCAUCACAUCGCUAAAUCAUCCUUUGCUCCUGGACAUCUUUUACAAAAACCAAACUAGACCUGAGUGUAAUAGAUACGUUCUAGGACAACGAAAAAGCUGCACGUUGUUGGUGAUGCCUACCGCACAAGUAUGUUAGACUUCCACCCAAAUCCUCGAUAUACCUGAACACGCACAAUAUCAACCCUUGGCUUUUAGAUUUGGAAUCUACAUUGAGAUUUCAUCCUCUUUUUUUUUUUUUUUAAUAUAUAGACUUACCUACAUAUACACAUAUAUGUAUAUGUAGAAGGGACAUAGAUCACAAAUAAGCAAACCCUGCUUUAUUACCACAAAGAUUGCCAAGAAUUUAGAGAUGUAUUUGUCAAGAUUCCUGUCAAUUCAUGCCCUUUGGGUUACAGUGUCCUCAGUGAUGCAGCCCUACCCUUUGGUAUGGGGACAUUACGAUGUGUGUAAGACUCAGAUUUACACAGAAGAAGGGAAAGUUUGGGAUUACAUGGCCUGUCAGCCGGAAUCCACGGACAUGACCAAAUAUCUGAAAGUAAAACUGGAUCCUCCGGACAUUACCUGUGGAGACCCUCCUGAGACAUUCUGUGCAAUGGGCAACCCCUACAUGUGCAAUAAUGAGUGUGAUGCAAGUACCCCCGAGUUGGCGCAUCCCCCUGAGCUGAUGUUUGAUUUUGAAGGAAGACAUCCAUCCACAUUUUGGCAGUCUGCUACUUGGAAGGAAUAUCCCAAGCCUCUCCAGGUUAACAUCACUCUGUCUUGGAGCAAAACCAUUGAGCUCACAGACAACAUAGUUAUUACCUUCGAAUCGGGGCGUCCAGACCAAAUGAUCCUGGAGAAAUCUCUUGAUUAUGGACGAACAUGGCAGCCCUAUCAGUAUUAUGCCACAGACUGCUUAGACGCUUUUCACAUGGACCCUAAAUCCGUGAAGGAUUUAUCACAGCAUACUGUCUUAGAAAUCAUUUGCACUGAAGAGUACUCUACGGGGUAUAUGACAAAUAGCAAAAUAAUCCACUUUGAAAUCAAAGACAGGUUUGCGUUUUUUGCUGGACCAUGGCUACGCAAUAUGGCUUCUCUCUACGGACAGCUGGAUACAACCAAGAAACUCAGAGAUUUCUUUACAGUCACAGACCUGAGGAUACGGCUUUUGCGACCAGCGGUUGGGGAAAUAUUUGUAGAUGAGCUACACUUGGCACGCUACUUUUAUGCGAUCUCAGACAUAAAGGUUCACGGAAGGUGCAAAUGUAAUCUCCACGCCACUGUGUGUGUGUAUGACAACAGCAAAUUGACCUGUGAAUGUGAGCACAACACUACAGGUCCAGACUGUGGGAAAUGCAAGAAGAAUUAUCAGGGCCGGCCUUGGAGUCCAGGCUCCUAUCUCCCCAUCCCCAAGGGCACUGCAAAUACCUGUAUCCCCAGUAUUUCCAGUAUUGGUAAUUGUGAAUGCUUCGGCCACUCCAAUCGAUGCAGUUAUAUCGAUCUGCUAAAUACAGUCAUUUGCGUGAGCUGUAAACACAACACUAGAGGGCAGCACUGUGAGUUAUGCAGGCUGGGCUACUUCAGAAAUGCUUCUGCACAGCUGGACGAUGAGAAUGUGUGCAUAGAGUGUUAUUGUAACCCUUUGGGCUCAGUCCAUGAUCGUUGUAAUGGCUCAGGAUUUUGUGAGUGUAAGACGGGAACGACAGGGCCUAAGUGUGAUGAGUGUCUGCCGGGAAAUUCCUGGCACUACGGCUGUCAACGUAAGUAACUCUGGGAGCUGCCCUCUGCCUGCUGCAGCAUGGCUGAUCUGCUUGUCCAGGCCGGUGUGUGCAGCUUCUCAGAGCAGAAA